CCCAACACGCCAGCAUCCAAACAAACCACCAGCAACCGAUUUGUUCAAUCGCAGUGCUUGCCCCGUCGACCUUCUUCUUGCAAUUGGCUCCCGGUAGUCUUCGAUGAAUACGGGCAGAAUGAUGUUCCUGCGGAGGUUCCGCCCACCCACCACCGCGAGAAACGCAAGGGCCACCGCCCUUGUCUCCCCGCUCCACUCCGGGAGGGGCCCCCCCGCCGGAUCGGCCAGGCGGUCCCACUAUUCGUACGCGGAGGGACCCGGCCGCUUUGCCUUCUCGGACGAGGCCAGUGCCGAGCGCCACGCCAGGCGGCUCCAGGGGUGGCGCGAGCGCGGGUUCACCGUGGGCAUCGGGGGGCCCGUCGGGUCCGGGAAGACCGCGCUGGUCCUGGCACUCAUAAAGCGGCUGGCGGCUCCCGGGGCCGGGCAUCCCCCGCUGGCGGUGGUGACCAACGACAUUUUCACGCAGGAGGACGCCCAGUUUUUGUGGAGGAACCAGGACGUCCUGCCCGCCGACUACAUCAAGGCCGUCGAGACCGGGGGCUGCCCCCACGCCGCCAUCCGGGAGGACGUCUCGGCGAACCUGACGGCCUGCGAGGACCUGACCGAGUCGCUCCUCGGGAGCGACGCGGGCGGUGCUUGCGCCACCCCUCCCCCCCUGAUCUUGUGCGAGUCGGGGGGGGACAACCUGGCGGCGAACUUUUCGGGCGAGCUCGCCGACCUGACCCUCUACGUGAUCGACGUGGCCGGGGGCGACAAGGUUCCCCGGAAGGGCGGGCCGGGGAUCACCCAGUCCGACCUGCUGGUCAUCAACAAGAUCGACCUGGCCCCGGCGGUCGGCGCCGACCUGGGCGUCAUGCGCCGGGACGCCGACCGCAUGCGGAGCACGGGGGGGCACGCACACGAUCACGGCCACGACCACGACUACAACCACAGCGAUCCGGCCUCCGGACCGACUGUCUUUGCCUCGGUGCGGGAUGGCGUAUCCCUCGACGAAAUCGAGGCCUUCAUCCUAGAAAAGUACCGCAAGGCAACUGCCGAGGCCUGAUUCACGAGCAAGGGACGCCGAGAUGAAAAACCUCGGUGGAACCCUAUCGAUUCGCCUUGAAAGACAACAUUGUAGAAAGCGAAGAAUCGUCACCAACUAAUUGAUCAUGCGAUUCUAAAAACUAGCCUAUUACACUAAUG
Pseudo-nitzschia multistriata is the source of this 1185-nucleotide messenger RNA. The record is from the annotation of a GenBank genome assembly. NCBI's taxonomy places the organism in Eukaryota, Bacillariophyta, Bacillariophyceae, Bacillariales, Bacillariaceae.